Molecule: messenger RNA, 1842 nt
Organism: Necator americanus (New World hookworm)
Lineage: Eukaryota; Metazoa; Nematoda; Chromadorea; Rhabditida; Ancylostomatidae
Exons: 14
Coding region: 1-1842 (613 amino acids)
Biological process (GO): positive regulation of hippo signaling
Cellular component (GO): plasma membrane; cell junction
Source: RefSeq, a predicted model, not a curated record
AUGUUGGCUCGCCAGCCGGCAAAAUUACCGCUGUCCUCAAUGGAGGGACCGAGUACGACAAAUCUGACGAACGUUUACGGAUGUACAUCAAGUCCAGAAGCACGUGAUGAUAGUGGUGUAUCAACAAUGGAAUCUGUAUGUGGAAAAGACUCAUUCGAACAUGAUACGGCACCGGCUACCGUACGAACAUUAGCCGAUAUUUUAUUAUCCGAACAUAAUAAUAAUUAUACGGGUAGUAUGGACGUGGUGAAAUUAUUACGAUUACGUUCCGUUGAUGAUGAACAAAAUCAACAAUCAAAUUCAUCAAGUUUAGAAUCACUUUCUUCACUUGAAAAUCAUCAAGGCAGCCAAGGUCCGGAUGUGGACGGUGGUUCCGGUUCCACCUCAUGUUCAGAAGACUCUUUUGAAAUGUCAAGUACGUGUAGCGCUCGUGACAUGGAUGUAUCACCGGAAGAGAUAUCUCCGGGAAAAGGAUUUACUAACGUCACAACUCAACAAAAUCUAUGUAAUCCGAUUGUGGAUCGAUUAGAUAGAGAUUCCAGAGAAACUACAUGUGAAUCGUUCACCUCAGGAGGAAGUGAUCGUAAUAACUCGUCCAGCUCUGCUCGAACACUUUACGAUGAGGAUUGUUCGGAAAGCCGUUCGAAUUAUCUACUAUUUCGUCAACCACCAAGUUCUAUCUCUAUGGAUUCAUUUAUGCUCAAAAAUACCAAAAAUAUCUCGGCAAUACGUGAGAGUAUCAAUAUGGAAUUGCAAAAUUUGGAUACUGGAUUGCCUGAGUUGGAUUUUGUGAAGUUAGAAGAGCAACUUACGAAUGCAGCUAGAGAACGUGAAGAGCACGAUCGUCGGCUGUUAGGCGAAGAGGUACGACGUCGUUUAGCGUUGCAAGCUGAUUCAUGGAAAGGUGCAAGUCCGGCGGUUAGUACACGACCACAUCGUUCAAAUUUAGCACUACGUCUACAAACAGCUAUGAAUUUACAGGUAUGCUACAUGAACGAAUUAGCUGAAAGCGCAUCCGAAAGUGAAAUAUCCGAAUCAGACGAUGAAUUAAUGGUACCAAAAUCGCGUUCAACACCGAAUCUAAAAGGAACGAGUCGACCAGGUUCAUCCAGAGAAGAUCCAUAUCUGCAAAAAUUACGUGAUCGUGCUGUACACGGACAACAUCUCGAUCCAUGUGAACGACAAACUCUUCUCCACGCUGAGACUAAGAAUGUUCUGGAAAAUGCAAAGAAAUCUGCUCAAACAGCAUUAGAACGUUAUAGAAGCAGUAAGUCUAAAGCAAGUGGUGUUCCUCGGCAAGCACGUCAAUAUCUCAGGAAGAUGUCUGUGGAUGAAGUGUUACGGAUCAAAGAGAUUAUGGAACAGGCUAUAGAUAGAAAAAAUCUGGAGUUGGUUCAACUGCUUAUAGAACGUGAUAGCCUUCAUAUGGAACAUGACUCGUUACUUGUCGAUAUUGACGAUUUUACGGAACAUGAGGCUGAGUGUGCCGCACUUGAUUUCCCGCAUCUACUGGGCAUGAUGGACGGCCGGAUAGCGCCCGUGUUGAGAGGUCCGGCCACGAUUGUGCCGAAUGGUGGUGUACCGUCUACCGGUGCACCUACACCAGCACCAACACCAACAAGUCCCACAAAAGCAUUUGAUGUUCAAUUUCGCUAUCGACGACAUUAUCGAAGAACAGUAGAUGAGUGCCCUGCCGAUAUCAUUCUGGCACCAUCAGGACACCCCUUGACCGAUCUCGAGUACGCCGACGAUGUUGUUAUAUUCGCGGAAAGCAGUACGAAACUUCAACAUGUUGUCAACCUUGUAUCGAAGUUGGCUGCAGCCUAUGGACUACGUCUAUGA